Molecule: messenger RNA, 7290 nt
Organism: Pocillopora meandrina
Lineage: Eukaryota; Metazoa; Cnidaria; Anthozoa; Scleractinia; Pocilloporidae
Source: the annotation of a GenBank genome assembly
UCUAAUUUCAGAAGAAGAAACUCGGUUUGGUAAGUAUCGUGUAAUUAGAUGUUUAUUUAUACUGUUGUACUUGGUAGUGAGAUUGUCACCAUUACCAUCAUCUUAAAAGUUAAUCAUUACGUCUUCUUUUCUUUUUCUUUUGACAUGUAAUUGUAUGAUUGUUAAGGUGAAUACUCCCAUCGAGCUGGGCUUUUUAGUGAAAGCAUGGUUUAGUAGCUUGGUUUUCAAGUGUAUAUCUUUAAGGAGAACUUUAAUAAUAAUAAUACGGGUAUCAUUUCCUUGUAGAGUUAGAACUCUUCUGUGCUUCGUUACUCUCUCGUGCAUGUUAGCCAAAUUUGGCAUCUCUCUAGGUGGGAUAAAUGUCCGAAAAAGUUUCAAAAAAGAAUAUUAACAUUUGGGUGGCAAAGAUUGUUAUCCUUUUCACGUUUUUCUUUGAAAUUGUCAUCUUUCUUACAUUUUACGGUACCAGUCUUCUGUUUAUUCAUGGAGCUGUAAAUGGUAGAGAGAUUGUCACCAUUAUUAUCAUUUUAAAAGUUGAUCAUUACGUCUUCUUUUCUUCUUUCUUCCUUCAUCUAAUUUCAAAAGAAGAAACUCGGUUUGGUAAGUAUCAUGCAAUUAGAUGUUUAUUUAUACUGCUGUACUUGGUAGUGAGAUUGUCACCAUUAUCAUCAUCUUAAAAAUUAAUCAUUACGUCUUCUUUUCUUGUUUAUUUUAAUCAGACAUAUUUUGGUGCUCUCCGUUUGGUAAGUAUCGUGUAAAUGCGUGAUUCAUAAGGUGAAUACUUCCGUUGACAUGUAAUUGUAUGAUUGUUAAGGUGAAUACUCCCAUCGAGCUGGGCUUUUUGACGAAAACGUGGUUUCGUAAUUUGGGUUCAAGUGUAUAUCUUUGAGGAGAAUAUUAACAAUACGGUUAUCAUUUACUUGUAGAGUUAGAGCUCUUCUGUGCUUCGUUACUCUCUCGUGCAUGUUAGCCAAAUUUGGCAUCUCUCUAGGUGGGAUAAAUGUCCGAAAAAGUUUCAAAGAAGAAUAUUAACAUUUGGGAGGCAAAGAUUGUUAUCCUUUUCACGUUUUUCUUUGAAAUUGUCAUCUUUCUUACAUUUUACGGUACCAGUCUUCUGUUUAUUCAUGGAGCUGUAAAUGGUAGAGAGAUUGUCACCAUUAUUAUCAUUUUAAAAGUUGAUCAUUACGUCUUCUUUUCUUCUUUCUUCCUUCAUCAAAUUUCAGGAGAAGAACCUCGGUUUGGUAAGUAUCAUGUAAUUAGAUGUUUAUUUAUACUGUUGCACUUGGUAGUGAGAUUGUCACCAUUAUCAUCAUCUUAAAAGUUAAUCGUUACGUCUUCUUUUCUUGUUUAUUUUAAUCAGACAAACUUUGGGGAUCUCGGUUUGGUAAGUAUCGUGUAAAUGCGUGAUUCAUAAGGUGAAUAUUCGCAUUGACAUGUAAUUGUAUGAUUGUUAAGGUGAAUACUCCCAUCGAGCUGGGCUUUUUGAUGAAAACGUGGUUUCGUAAUUUGGGUUCAAGUGUAUAUCUUUGAGGAGAAUAUUAAUAAUACAGUGAUCAUUUACUUGUAGAGUUAGAACUCUUCUGUUCUUCUUUACUCUCUCGUGCACGGCAGCCAAAUGUGGCAACCCUCUAGGUGAGAUGAAUUUCCGAAAAAGUUUCAAAGGAAAAUUAAUUACUUCGUGCACAUUAAUCUGAGAGGCUACAGUUGUCAUCGUUUUGACGUUUUUCUUUGAUUGUUGAAGUGAAUAUUGCGGCAUUAUAAUUUCGGUUGCUCUCUGAUUCAUAAGGUGAAUACUUCCAUUGACAUGUAAUUGUAUGAUUGUAAAGGUGAAUACUCCCAUCGAGCUAGGCUUUUUGAUGAAAACGUGGUUUCGUAAUUUGGGUUCAAGUGUAUAUCUUUGAGGAGAAUAUUAACAAUACGGUUAUCAUUUACUUGUAGAGUUAGAGCUCUUCUGUGCUUCGUUACUCUCUCGUGCAUGUUAGCCAAAUUUGGCAUCUCUCUAGGUGGGAUAAAUGUCCGAAAAAGUUUCAAAGAAGAAUAUUAACAUUUGGGAGGCAAAGAUUGUUAUCCUUUUCACGUUUUUCUUUGAAAUUGUCAUCUUUCUUACAUUUUACGGUACCAGUCUUCUGUUUAUUCAUGGAGCUGUAAAUGGUAGAGAGAUUGUCACCAUUAUUAUCAUUUUAAAAGUUGAUCAUUACGUCUUCUUUUCUUCUUUCUUCCUUCAUCUAAUUUCAGAAGAAGAACCUCGGUUUGGUAAGUAUCAUGUAAUUAGAUGUUUAUUUAUACUGUUGCACUUGGUAGUGAGAUUGUCACCAUUAUCAUCAUCUUAAAAGUUAAUCAUUACGUCUUCUUUUCUUGUUUAUUUUAAUCAGACAAACUUUGGGGAUCUCGGUUUGGUAAGUAUCGUGUAAAUGCGUGAUUCAUAAGGUGAAUAUUCGCAUUGACAUGUAAUUGUAUGAUUGUUAAGGUGAAUACUCCCAUCGAGCUGGGCUUUUUGAUGAAAACGUGGUUUCGUAAUUUGGGUUCAAGUGUAUAUCUUUGAGGAGAAUAUUAAUAAUACAGUGAUCAUUUACUUGAAGAGUUAGAACUCUUCUGUUCUUCUUUACUCUCUCGUGCACGGCAGCCAAAUGUGGCAACCCUCUAGGUGAGAUGAAUUUCCGAAAAAGUUUCAAAGGAAAAUUAAUUACUUCGUGCACAUUAAUCUGAGAGGCUACAGUUGUCAUCGUUUUGACGUUUUUCUUUGAUUGUUGAAGUGAAUAUUGCGGUAUUGUAAUUUCGGUUGCUCUCUGAUUCAUAAGGUGAAUACUUCCAUUGACAUGUAACUGUAUGAUUGUUAAGGUGAAUACUCCCAUCGAGCUGGGCUUUUUGAUGAAAACGUGGUUUCGUAAUUUGGGUUCAAGUGUAUAUCUUUGAGGAGAAUAUUAACAAUACGGUUAUCAUUUACUUGUAGAGUUAGAACUCUUCUGUGCUUCGUAACUUUCUCGUGCAUGUUAGCCAAAUUUAGCCACUCUCUAGGUGGGAAAAAUGUCCGAAAAAGUUUCAAAAAAGAAUAUUAAUAUUUGGGAGGCAAAGAUUGUUAUCCUCUUCGCGUUUUUCUUUGAAAUUGUCAUCGCUAUCAUUAUUUAAUAACUUGGUCAUCACUUUUAUUUUAAAUAGACUUUGAUUAAGAAUAUUGAUUAUUAGGUGAUUAUCCAUUUGGGAAGAUACAACUGCUCUAUAGUUACAUAAAGUUCCCGUGCAAGGCAGUUACAUGUGGCUUCUCCACAGAUCUCGUGAUGUUAUAUCUGUCUUAAAGGGAACCUCCCUACUCUUUCAUCAGUUAAAAGGGUUGACACGAGGGGAAAAUAAAAAUCAAAUGAGUGAUAAGGAAUAAGAGUGUUUUAACUAGACAGACACUGGCACAUGGCGAGGGUAGAAUUUGAAGUUUCACUUUUUUUUUGAAAAUUUCGACCGAGCGGGUGUUCAAUAAAUUUGCAGCUGAGAAAUUAAAUUGGUUUCUUCAACAUUUAAUACUGAAUAUGAGAAUUUUAAUAUAUGUUUUGUUUUUUUUUUAAUUUGAUAUUUAGUAAUUAUGUCUUGGGUCAAACACGAUGAUUUUUGCAUUUUCAUUAUUCACAGAAGUAACUGCCCUUAUGAGACUAGUCAGUGAGGUUUAGCUGGUGUAUUUUUUUUUUUUGCAUAGUCGUUAAGAGAAAUAUCUACUCCGGGUUAAAAAUUGUUUUUGUAUGAGAGAGUUGACUUUUCUACCUUCGAUGAUGCCUACUAUUUCAUCAGUUAAAAGGGUUGAUAGGAGGGGAAAAUAAAAAUCAAAUGAGUGAUAAGGAAUAAGUGUGUUUUAACUAGACAGACACUGGCACAUGGCGAGGGUAGAAUUUGAAGUUUCACUAAACUCUUGGAAAAUUUUUCAAAUUCAACUUCAUUAUGUUUACCAAACAGACUACCCAUAUGAACGGUGAGGUGGAUUGGCUUUAAAUAUGUUUCUUAGUGAUUGAGGCUUUUAACUCAAUUCUAAGGGGAAUUAAACUGAUGUCUAGUUUCUAUUUGACAAUCAUGAGGUUUUUUUCAAUAAUUGUAGUUGUUGGAUUACGCACCUAACCCAGUGCUGUGUCCUACCAAUGUGUGUUUUGUAAUAAACAGGUGUUCCUGAGGCUAAAAAUGGCGAUUACAAGUCGGCAAUCUCAGCUAAAGGACAGCCAAGGCGAAUAAGCGGUGGGUAUAUUUUUUAAAGAAAAUUGCGAACACAAGUGAAAAAAUGUAAUAUAAGCAACGAAUAAAAAGGAUGUUUUUAUCAGGCAGGCGUUGGCGAUUGGAGAGGACAAAAUUUAAGGUUUCAGCAAACUCAGGAAGAAACAGCGACUUAAGAGUAUGAUUAAAAAUGAAAGCUCACUUUAAUAGGUUCAACUCUCGCCCCUGCAAACUGUGUAUCAGUGAAGGAAACACUGUCAAAAUUUCAGAUACAACUAAUCAAAGGAAAUUUUUUCAAGAUUUCUUGGUGCAGACGAUUUUCCCUUGAUGGUUCUUGAAUGAAUGUUUUUUCUUAUUAUUAUUAUCAUUAUAGUUAUUGUCUUCUUUUUGUUUUUUCUGUAUUUAUAGGAUUAUACAGUGUAAAUCGUAGGCAGAGGGGUAAUUCAACUCAUUUCCGAAUGGAGCACAGUGCUCUAAAUGGAUCUAAAAGCAAGUGGAAAAUGGAGGUGAAGUUUAGGCCGAAAGGUAAUGAUGUUGCCAAAUGGCAAAAUAUAUCGGUAUAUUACCCGGGUGCCACAACAGAAAUAGACCAUAACUUCAUAAAUUUAACCAUUCCUUGGCCGGAAGAAGAACACGAAUUUGCUGUAUUCGGAACUCCAGAGAAAGAAGACAAAAAGCGAAUGCAACUGGGAAUCUUUGGUGAAAACCGAGCAAAAGGAAAGAACGCCCUGUUUCACGCAGUUUUCUUUGACGACACUUUGAUGGCAUUUAAGGUGAGAGGAAUAAAAAUGGAGGUUGUUUUAUUGUUGAUUUAACUUAUUUGCAAUUUGAGUUAAUUCACAUUAAAAACACUUAAAUAUAACUUUGGAAAUUGAAUAUCAAAAUUUGAUGUCGAAAGAAAUAUCAUUUCAGAGAAAAUUUAUUAAGGAUAUUAAUAAUGCACUUGUGGACACGAUUUCUCUCUGUACAAGUGAGUAAGGCGCUUCUUUUUUUCUUUUUUUUUUUCUGUGUAAAAUUUUAAAGCAAUGAAGUUAUCAUCUUUUCGUUACCUCAGCUCAUAGAAGUGCUUAUGCAAUUUAGAAAUAAAGCCAGACUCUGUCUACAUUUUUUCGCUUCAAGAAAUCGUGAGAAGGUUGUGUUACUGAACUGGUCGUGUUGUGUAAAUGUUUAAUAUCCUGAUUUAAUUUGAUUUUCCCCCUUUUUCGUAAACAGAAUGUGUGCAGUAAGGAAGAAUCUGACGGUCGCCACUUGUUGACAACCCUAGGGGGACUUUUUGUGUCCAUCAGUGAUGAAGAUAUAAAGAUUGAGGUCAGCGGUUUGGAAUCUGGCUUCGAAUGGAAGGGCAGUAGUGUUAAGGUAACAGGCUAUAACAGCAAUAACGGCCGAAGCGUAACCCUAUAAUCCCUCGAUAAAAGGGUCAGUCGUCCCAUCCAUUUCUUAACAAAUUUACCCACUCGUUUUAUCCAUUUAUCCUUUCAUUUUGUCAUUGCUUCAUUCCUUUCUUCCUUGCUUUUCUUCACUCUUUUCUUCAUUUUUUCACUCAUCACUCAUUCAUUCAUUGUUUCAUUUGCUUAAGCGUUUCACCAUAGUGAAGCAUACAUUUAAGUAUGAUUUAGAACAAUUAUUUCCCAAACCAGCCAAGGAAUCUGCAUGUUCCAUACAGUGAAAGAAACUUACAGCGACGAAAAAAGCUUAUUAAAAAUAGAAACAAACAAAACAAAACAAAGCAAAACAAAAAGACAUCCAUCAAGCAAAACAAAGCAAUCAAGGCGCCUUAUCCAAUUUACUUUCAGAGAGGAACGGGAGGGUUGAGGGAUUUGGUUGUGUCACGAAAAAUAAGGCUCCCACGAUAAAUAAGGCUAGACCCUAAAUAAGGCUCCAUAAUUUUUGUGAAACCCUCCCCCCACCACACACACCCAACCUCAUUGGCAGUUAAUUGGAAAGUUUACUACCAUAGCACUCCCUUGAUACUCUUCUGGCAACGACUGAUCCCCACUCCGCUCCUCAGUGGUUCCUAAGUCAAAAAUGGUGAAAGAAGAAAAAGGAAGACCUUCUAAUAUAUCUAUCAGUAUUGGUGCAAACUAUUCAUCAAUACUAAUAGCGGUGUUUAUGUCGUAGACGAUUAAGUCAAAAGACGCGUGGAACACUCCUGAGAACUCUACCGAUUUCCCCUACUGCGUUUUUGAGAUAAAAUGCGUGGAUAAAAUGAAGCAGUCAUUCUUGUGUGAAAUAACUGCGACCCAUGAGAAGGACAGCACUAAAGUUGUGCUUGUUACACCGUUGGAGCAGGUGGGUUCAUAAGAGACGAUAGAUCAUUAUUAAAAAGCUAACGACAUAUUUUGACAUAAUCAAGUAUUACCUUAUUGGAUUAUUCUCGCUUUGCGCUCCUGACGAAGGGCUAACGCUCGAAACAUCAGCUUUAGAACUCUUUAUAAUGGCCAAUUGAUAUAUUUAACUCAGACAAUAAAAUAAAAUCAUUCUAUGGUCAGAAAAGCUGCAGCAAGAAGCAAUUAAGCAACAAUUACAAUCCAUCAGUGAUAUCAAAACUUAUUUCAGUCAUACAGAUGGUCCGUUGAGCAUGGAGGACUUUUAGAUAUCUAAUUUUCAUUUGGCAAAUUUCUUGCGGUUUUUGUCAAGGAAUAAAUAGAAAAGUUUUCAGGAAAUUCAAAUAUUUCAUAAAUUUGCAUUGGUUCUGCAACACAUUGCUUUGAAGCUGCUGCUUGGACUUCUGUUAUUCACUUUUGUAUGGACUGCCGAAAAAAACUAUCAAGCGGCUUCAGUAUGUUCAAAAUGCAGCUGCCAGAAUGGUUGCACUUACACCUAAACAUGAACAUAUAUCACCGGUAUUACAGGAACUGCAUUGGCUUCCUGUAGAACAGCGCAUAAUUUUUAAAAUUCUUUUGAUGACUCUUAAAUGUCUGAAUAGCAUAGCACCUUCAUAUUUGUCUGACAUAGUUACGAGGUAUAUUCCUAGGCGCAACUUAAGAUCUGCUAAUGGCCAUCGCCUGUUUGAUGCUAAAUAGCGUCACCACAGUUGUGGAAUGAUAUCCCACUAGGAAUAAGAUCUUGUGAAAGUCUGAACGAUUUCAAGAAAAAACUGAAGAC